Darwinula stevensoni is the source of this 2832-nucleotide messenger RNA. Lineage: Eukaryota; Metazoa; Arthropoda; Ostracoda; Podocopida; Darwinulidae. The record is from the annotation of a GenBank genome assembly.
AUGGCCGGUCUAGGCAAUUCCGGAAUCGGGUCUGCCGGCUCCGAAUUCGACGCCGAUGCUCAUUACUUCCCCGGAGUCCCGUUCUCAGCAGAUUUCACGCCUCGCGACCUUUGUCCCUCUGCUGACGAUGCAGAGUCCAAUUUCCAUGCAAAAGACUUUCUCCAAGAUGCACCUGCAUCAUGGGAGCCACCAGUUUAUGCAUGUGAAUUCAGCAAGUUUCAUGGAUUGGAGCAUUUUGCUGCAUUUGUUAAUGAAGAAGGCUUGACUGUCAUUCAAGAUACCAGAAGUUCAGAAGCUGCAAAGCCAAAAAUUGGAUUUCUCCAAGGAUGUGCCCAUCAUGGAAAUGCAGUCUUUGAUCUGAGUUGGGCAGAUGAUGCACCAAUAUUGGCCACAGCUUCUGCUGACCGCACAUGUUUGGUUUUGCAAGUGACCCCCACAGGCUUGAGUCCAAUUUCCUUCAGUAGUGGGCACACAAGAGCUGUCAAAACUGUGUCUUUCAAGCCUAAAGACCCUUAUAUAUUUGCCAGUGGUGGGAGAGAUUCAUGUAUACAAGUUUGGGAUGUGAGGAGUGGCAUCUCAGAAAAUUGUAUUCGAUUAUCCCUGGCUGCACCAGGAGCUGAUGUUCACUAUGAAUCUCCAAGGAGUCGUUCUAGAAACGCAAAGGCCUUCAAAUACCUCACUGUUGAAUCUCUUGUCUUCCAAGAUCAGUUUCAGUUAAGCUCAAGUGUUGACAUAGAGAGCUGUAUCAAAGUCUGGGAUCUUCGGAAGAGCUACUCAGUGUACAGAGGUAUACCAGACCCUUUGUACAUUCUCCCAUAUAGUGGACCAAGUCAAGCUAGACACAGCUUCACUCAUCUCAUCACCGAUGGCAGUGGGAUACGCAUCUUUGCAUCCUGCACAGACAAUUCUGUGUAUCAGUUUAGCUUAUCUUCUAAUAGUACAAAGCCUGUGGCACGCUAUUCAGGACACAAGACAUCAUUUAGCACUCGCAUGUCUCUGAGCCCUGAUGGCCGUUAUCUUCUGAGUGGUUCCAAGGACGGUGUGGCAUAUGUUUGGAAUGUACACAGUUGUGAACCUCUUCUCAUGCUUCCAGGCCAUAGCAGCGAAGUCACUGCUGUGGCUUGGAGUGCAUUUGAUCUCACCAAGCUGAUCACAUGCUCAGAUGACUUCACUCAUCGCAUCUGGAGGGUGCAAGGUUCUGUGGAUUCUUCAGCAGUGCUUUCAGAAGGGUCAAAUGCAAAAGUUCUAGAUAAAGCAGAGGUGAAGAAAGACAUCAAGGCAUCUGGAUCUUCCUUCCAUACAUAUUUGGUUCAAAAUAAGUCUCAGUAUGAUUUGUUAAGUGAAAUGAAGAAAGGAGAGCUGAAGUCAAUGAAUCAAGAGACAGUUUGUGCAGUGGUGAAUACAAAAGGAGAUGGGAUGGUGAAGAGUGUUAACACAGACUCAGGGACUUCAAUCAGUUCCAAGGAUUCAGUUCCUGAGAAGGAUAAAGUAAAAGAUGGGGAUACCAAGAGGGAUAUGCAUCCUCUUGCUCAAAAUGGUGAGAUUGGCAAUGCUUGUGGCUCCAUAGUAGAAACAAAUAAAGAAACAGCCCCUUCCAUUUCAAAAGAACUGGACAUGAAUGCAGUCAAAUCCAGUUAUUUUGAUUCUUCUGAACAUUUGGAUGAAUCUGAUGGGUCUGAAGAAGAACAAUUGAAAGAUGAAGUCAGUGACAUGAACAAUGUGUCAGAAUCUGCUGGUGAUGAGGCUAGGAAACUGGACCCUGAAGAUGCAGAAGCAUCCAGUGAUGGUAGCUCAUCGAGUAUGGGGGGUAGGGACCCUGGAGAUGCAGAAGCAUCCAAAGAUGGUAGCACAUUAAGGAAGGCACAUGGAGACACUGCCUCUGAUGAUGAUGAAGUACAGUUUGUGGGUGAGGAGAGACAUGUGAGAGACAGCGAUGAUGCUUUUGGUGAUUCUGAUGAAGAUUGUGGUGAUCUCAGUGAUGAAAAUGACUUUGAGGGAGUGGAUGAUGUGAUUGAUGUUGAGUCCAGUGAUGCUGAUGAAGGUUCUCCAGAAGGAACUACAUGGAUGAAGCAAGUGCAGACAAGUCACCAAACCUCCACCAAAGUUUCCAAUGUCCAGUCAGUACAGGCAUCCAUUUCUGCUCUUGCACAGAGAGGAGUUUCUUUGUUGCAGAUUCCAUCAUCAAGGAAUUUAGAACCAAUGCAUGAGAUGAGAAAGAGAAAGCUGGAUGAUCAGGAUGAUAGUCACCCCUUCUGCACUGUUAUGAAAGGACCUCAUGGUCUGCUUACUAUUAAAAGAUUGAAAAGAAGUCGAAAAGGGGAAACUCUUGAAAAUGAAGAUGCUUAUAUGCAGUCUUCUAGUAAUGAAGAUGAUGAUGUGGUGGAAAUAACUCAUGAUUCUGAGUCAGAAUGUGAAUCAGACUCUUCUCAUGAAGUAAUUACUUUGGAUGACAGCACUUCCUCUCAAGUUCCAGUCAAUCAGUUCCCACAGGUUGAUGAGAUUGAGGGAAAUGUUUGUGAGCCCAGUAAUGACAGAAAUGAAGUUAAUUCUGAAUUGGCUAAUGUGGCAGAGGAAAAUAGCCAAAAUGAGGAAGAGAAGACAACAGACAAAGGCACCAUGAGCCAGAAUGAGGAGCAAGAGAAGACAACAGACAAAGGCACCAUGAGCCAGAAUGAGGAGCAAGAGAAGACAACAGACAAAGGCACCAUGAGCCAGAAUGAGGAGGGAGAGAAAACAGACAAAGAUGAUAUUCAAGAGCAAGUUGAGGAUGCAGAGGAGUCAAAAGAUUCUAAAGAUGACCAUGUUGUGGAAGACAUAGUGGUUAUAGAGUGA